Molecule: messenger RNA, 725 nt
Organism: Euleptes europaea (tarantolino)
Lineage: Eukaryota; Metazoa; Chordata; Lepidosauria; Squamata; Sphaerodactylidae
Gene: RAB3A
Product: RAB3A, member RAS oncogene family
Exons: 5
Coding region: 48-710 (220 amino acids)
Biological process (GO): protein secretion; regulation of exocytosis; regulation of synaptic vesicle fusion to presynaptic active zone membrane
Cellular component (GO): axon; endosome; synaptic vesicle
Molecular function (GO): GTP binding; GTPase activity
Source: RefSeq, a predicted model, not a curated record
CGCGUUGCGGCUGCAUUUCGCUGCCCGAGCAGGAGCGCGCCCCCGAGAUGGCAUCUGCGACCGACGCCCGCUACGGCCAGAAAGAGUCCUCCGACCAGAACUUCGACUAUAUGUUCAAGAUCCUCAUCAUUGGCAACAGCAGCGUGGGCAAGACGUCCUUUCUCUUCCGCUAUGCCGACGACUCCUUCACCCCGGCCUUUGUGAGCACCGUCGGCAUCGACUUCAAAGUGAAGACUAUCUACCGCAACGACAAACGCAUCAAGCUGCAGAUCUGGGAUACUGCGGGUCAGGAACGGUACCGGACCAUCACCACUGCCUAUUACCGGGGUGCCAUGGGCUUCAUCCUGAUGUAUGACAUCACCAACGAAGAGUCGUUCAAUGCCGUCCAGGACUGGUCGACCCAGAUUAAGACCUACUCAUGGGACAACGCCCAGGUGUUGCUGGUGGGGAACAAGUGCGACAUGGAAGACGAGCGGGUGGUGUCUUCGGAGCGGGGCCGCCAGCUUGCAGAGCACCUGGGGUUUGAGUUCUUUGAGGCCAGUGCAAAGGACAACAUCAAUGUGAAGCAGACCUUCGAGCGCCUGGUGGACAUCAUCUGUGAAAAGAUGUCGGAGUCCCUCGAUGCGGCUGACCCAGCGGUGACCGGGGCCAAGCCGGGGCCCCAGCUGACUGACCAACAAGCCCCCCCACACCAGGAUUGUGCCUGUUAAGAGACUUUGUGUGGC